Molecule: messenger RNA, 969 nt
Organism: Trichoplax adhaerens
Lineage: Eukaryota; Metazoa; Placozoa; Uniplacotomia; Trichoplacea; Trichoplacidae
Exons: 10
Coding region: 1-969 (322 amino acids)
Biological process (GO): protein localization to cell surface; attachment of GPI anchor to protein; proteolysis
Cellular component (GO): GPI-anchor transamidase complex
Molecular function (GO): GPI-anchor transamidase activity
Source: RefSeq, a predicted model, not a curated record
AUGGCUGCUAAAUGCAGCUAUCGCUUAUUCAAGUUGUAUUUUAUCAUCGCUUUAGUCUUAAUAACGUCCUCCUAUGCUAUAGAAAGUCAAGAACAAUUCUUUAAAAGAGGACAUACUAAUAAUUGGGCUGUUUUGGUGUGUACUUCGCGCUAUUGGUUUAACUAUCGUCAUAUUGCAAAUACAUUAUCCAUCUAUCGCAGUGUUAAACGUUUGGGUAUUCCAGAUAGCCAAAUUAUCCUCAUGCUCGCUGAUGAUGUUGCUUGUGAUCCUAGAAACUCCAAGUCAGGUACUGUAUAUAAUAAUGCCAAUCAACAGAUUAACGUUUAUGGGGACGACAUUGAGGUUGAUUAUAGAGGCUAUGAGGUCACCGUGGAGAACUUAGUUCGAGUUUUAACCGGUCGACUGCCUGAUAGUGUACCUAGAUCGAAGAGGCUACUAACAGAUGAACGUAGUAAUGUAUUAGUUUAUAUGACUGGUCAUGGAGGCAAUGGAUUCUUAAAAUUUCAAGAUGCCGAAGAAAUCAGUGAUGUUGAAUUAGCGAACGCAUUCGAACAGAUGUGGCAAAAACGACGCUAUCAUGAAAUCUUUUUUGCUAUCGAUACUUGUCAAGCUGCAUCUAUGCUUGAAAAAUUUUAUUCACCUAACAUCUUGGGUGUUGCCAGUAGUCACGUUGGAGAAGACUCUCACUCGCAUCAUCAUGAUCCUGAAAUUGGCGUUGCCGUAAUUGAUAGUUGGACAUAUUAUACGCUGUCGUAUCUUGAAAGAGUUAAACCAACCAGCAAAGACAAAAUGCAUUAUUUACUGCAGUCCUUUGAUAGAUCUCUGGUAAUGUCAACCACCAAGAUACGAACUGAUCUAUAUAAAAGAGAUCUCACUAAGGUUCCCAUUACAGAUUUCUUUGGAAGUGUUAGAAACAUUGAAAUUGUAAAUGUUUCUGUUAGUGUCGAUGGGAGUAAAGAACUUAGGUAA